AUGGCUGAUAAUGAGGAAGCCAACCUCAAUCCGAAAUCUCAAGCAAAAGCUGAAAUCAACCACGAGACUCACCAGAGCAUCAGUCACAGAGCGAAGCCUGAAGUCAAGCCUGCCGCGAUUCCAGCUGAGCACAAAGCAGACCACAACACCGACAGCGAAGCCGGGCGAGACGAUAGACAUCGCCUAUCCGAGCUCCAUCCAAGAGAUUCCCUCACCACAGGAGUCAUCUAUCUGGGCGCCGCUGUAUCUCACCCGCCGGCCUGGAGAGUCCAACCAGCCAAGCUCGCUAUCCUCAAGCCUCUCGCAAAGCCUGAAUUGCGUCGUUACUGCACAAAGGCGGGAGCCAAGAACAAGCGCGAUGACGAGUGCACUGAGAUCCGAUGUCUGGGAAUGAUCUGGAGACAGGAGUUGUUGAAGGUCCCACCUAUCUCUGUCCUGGUCUUUGACCUCAUCGUAUCGAUCAUCAAUGAUAUGAUUGCGAGCAAAGCCGAGGGAAAGGAGAAAGACAUUGAACAGUUCGACGGUGGCCCUGCGGUGUUUACAUCCACCUUCACAGGCAUGCCGGGAAAGAUAUCGUACUCUGGUAACAGCCCCAAUACCUAG
Aspergillus homomorphus CBS 101889 is the source of this 603-nucleotide messenger RNA. RefSeq lists its product as uncharacterized. The coding region runs from base 1 to 603 and encodes 200 amino acids. The transcript is spliced from 3 exons. Lineage: Eukaryota; Fungi; Ascomycota; Eurotiomycetes; Eurotiales; Aspergillaceae. The record is from RefSeq and is a predicted model, not a curated record.